ACUUGGCCUCCUGAGUGUCUGUCUUAACAAGAAAGAAGUGGGAAAUACUCCUGAAAAGAAAACGAAAACAUUAGGAAGCCAUAACUAAUUUUACAUGGUUUUCAGCUUACUUACCAAUAUGGAGACUUAUCCUAACAUUUUUCCACCUGGUGAAGAUGGUGGGCCAAGUUCUCAAUCUGAGUUCCAAAAAUGUUAAUUGAUGAAAGGUUACGAUGUGAACAUCAUAAAACCAAUUAUCAGACUCUAAAAGUGGAACACACAAGGUUGCAGGAUGAGUACAUAAAGUCACAAAAUGAACUGACGCGCCUGUCAAAUGAAAAACAAACUAACCAGGAAAAGUUCCAGCUGCUGCUUGAAGAGCUAAGAGGGGAAUUAGUAGCGAAAACUAAAGACUUGGAAGAAAUGAAACUGCAGGUAUUAACUCCGCAAAAAUUGGAAUUGUUAAAAGCCCAGAUACAAGAAGAGUUAGAAACUCCAAUGCGAGAGCGUCUUCGGAAUCUGGAUGAAGAAGUUGAAAAGCAUAGAGCUGAAUAUAAUAAGCUUCGCUAUGAGCAUACAUUUCUUAAGUCAGAAUUUGAACACCAGAAAAACGAAUUUGCGUGUAUUUUAAAAGAAGAAAAAAUGAAAUAUGAGUCAGAGGUUGCAAGACUGGAGAAAGAUAAAGAAGAACUACAUAAUCAGCUGCUUAGUGUUGAUCUCACAAGAGACAGCAAACGAGUGGAGCAACUUCUUCGAGAAAAAGCCCAUUUGAGUCAGAAAUUAAAAGGCUUAGAGACUGAAAUAGUAGAAUUAAGGGCUGAAAACGAGAAUUCUGGUGCUCAGGUAGAAAAUGUCCAAAGAAUACAAGUGCGGCAGUUGGCUGAGAUGCAGGCUACAGUCAGAUCCCUGGAGGCUGAAAAACAGUCAGCCAAGUUGCAGGCUGAACGCUUGGAAAAAGAGCUACAAUCAAGCAAUGAACAAAAUACUUCCUUAGUCAAUAAACUGCAUAAAGCUGACCAAGAAAUAAAUACACUGACUAGUAAAGUAAAAGAUCUUAAACACUCAAGCAAUCUAGAAAUAACAGACGUCAAACUGGAGGCAGCAAGAGCUAAGAGUGAGCUAGAAAGAGAAAGAAAUAAGAUUCAAAGUGAACUGAAUGGGUUACAAUCAGACAAUGAAAUUCUCAAAUCAGCUGUUGAACGGCAGAAAAUGCUCUUAAUAGAAAAAGAUCGUGAGUUAAUAUGUAAAGUACAAGCUGCCAAGGAAGAAGGUUAUCAAAAGCUUGUGGUAUUACAAGAUAAAAAGCUGGAACUUGAAAACAGAUUAGCCGAUUUAGAGAAGAUGAAAGUGGAGUAUGAUGUUUGGAGACAAUCUGAAAAGGAUCAGCAUGAAGAGAAAUUGCAGGCUGCACAGAUGGCAGAGGAGUCGGCCAGAAGGGAACUUCAGAGUAUUAGGUUAAAACUUGAACAACAAAUUGUGAAUAUUGAAAAUGCAGAGAAAGAGAAAAAUGAAAAUUCUGAUCUGAAACAGAAAAUCAGUAGUUUGCAGAUUCAAGUGACCUCACUGACCCAGUCUGAGAAUGAACUGCUGAACUCAAACCAAAUGCUGAAGGAAAUGGUGGAGAGAUUAAAGCAAGAAUGCCGUAAUUUAAGAAGCCAAGCUGAAAAAGUACAACUAGAAGUUGAAAAGACACUGGAAGAGAAACAGAUACAGUGGUUGGAAGAAAAACACAAGCUUCAUGAACGUAUCACAGACAGGGAAGAAAAGUAUACCCAAGCUAAAGAGAAGCUACAGCGAGCUGCAACUGCCCAGAAAAAGAGAAAAUCUCUUCAUGAAAACAAACUGAAGAGACUGCAAGAAAAAGUAGAAGUCUUGGAGGCAAAGAAAGAAGAAUUAGAAACAGAGAAUCAGGUGUUAAAUAGACAAAAUGUUCCAUUUGAAGAAUAUACAAGGCUUCAGAAAAGACUAAAGGAUAUACAGAGAAGACAUAACGAAUUUCGAAGUCUAAUUUUAGUUCCUAACGUACCUCCGACAGCAUCUAUGAAUCCUGUUAGCUUUCAGUCAUCAGCCAUGGUUCCAGGGAUGGAAUUAUGCUUCCCUCCUCAUAUGCAGGAGGAACAACAUCAAAGGGAACUCUCUCUCCUUCACAAAAGACUAGAAGAACUAGAAACAACACAAAGAAAACAACUAGAGGAACUUGGAUCUCCUGGGGAAUGAUGUUCUUGGCAAAAAGACAGAGAGAUCAAAAGGGGUGGAAUCACAGACUCAGUAAAAUGUGAAGUUUUAACAUAUGUGGCAUUGAGGUACUUCGCUAAUGUUUGCCAAAGUGCUUGAAUGUGCCUCAAGAAAAAAGGCACCAACUAUGACAAGUGAAACAUUAAAAGGAACAGUUUUUCACAGAUAUUUAGAAUAUAUGUUGAUGUCCUUUUGAGACUAUGAAAAUAAAUCUAUAAAAGAAACUAAUUAAAAAAUCAAGUUGGGCCAGGGAUUUAGCUCAGUGGUUCUGCUGCCUGCCUCACAAGCGCAAGGUCCUGAGUUCGAUCCCCAGUACCAAAAAAAAAAAAAGUUAUAAAAUUGACUUUACUUUGAAUUUUUUUGGCAUUUUGGCUGAAAUAUGUCCAUUUUGAAAGUUCCUUUUUUCUUAUCUUUGAGGUGCUUGACAAUAACAGUCAGUAAACACCUUGUGGUUUACUAUAAGAGUUAUAAACCUAUAGUUUUUGGAAAAAAGAUGACAAUUUAAAGGACAGCAUAAAAACACUUAAAGGUAUCUAUAUAAACAUUCAUUGCAAAAGACUACCUUUUCAAAAAACUGUGUGCACAUAAUUUAUUAAAGAGCUUAAUAAAUAUUUUUCUAUCUAA
Molecule: messenger RNA, 2838 nt
Organism: Heterocephalus glaber (naked mole-rat)
Lineage: Eukaryota; Metazoa; Chordata; Mammalia; Rodentia; Bathyergidae
Gene: Cep83
Product: centrosomal protein 83
Biological process (GO): cilium assembly; establishment of centrosome localization
Cellular component (GO): ciliary transition fiber; Golgi apparatus; centrosome
Source: RefSeq, a predicted model, not a curated record